GUUUAUGGCACUGUUGAAUUCCAUAUUGAAUUGAUGCUAAUAUCAGGAUGUUACUGCCGCCCUAUUUUUCGUCGACUGUUUUCCGGUGAACAAUGACGUCACACCAGCUCACGUCGCGCACUACUUCCGCGUACCGGCGCGUGAGCGCUGCUCAAACAUCUUCUGGAGUCCAUGAAAACCCGUCACUCCAGCUGAAGACAGACGAGCGGCCCGAGUUUCUGGUCUUUGUCGGGAGUCGACGAGCGGAAAUUGGAAAAAACAUCCAACCUGAUGUUCAAUCGAUCUUCAAAGGCGCACCGAGAACAAGUGAAAUAAAUGGGCCAUCACAAAGAUGAACUUUCAUGCUGCCGUCUCUUCCUCUGUUCAUCUGUGGAGUGAAGUCCAGUGUUGGAUCUGUGCUGCAUGGAGCUUCUCCUGCCCUCCUUUCCCACGAUGAAUGUAGGUGCUUCUUUGCCGCCUCUGGAUGAGACGGCAAACUUCCUGGAUGUCCAGCUGGACUUUUUCCACAAGCUUGGUUAUUCAACUGCUCAGGUCUUCGCCGUCCAGAAAAAGUUUGGAACCAAUUUGGAUACGGAUAAACUUCUCGGGGAGCUUGUCAAGGUCCAAGCUGAACUGGAGACCAAGCCGGGGCCUGUGACUACGCUGUCAGUCCUGGUGCCCAGAGGGGAGGUACGCGCUUUGGAGCCCAAGAUGCACGUGCCAGUUACCCCUCAAAGCGGUGAGGAGGGCAGCGAGGACGAAAAUGCCCUGAGGCCCAUUGUUAUAGACGGCAGCAAUGUAGCCAUGAGCCACGGCAACAAGCAGGUCUUCUCUUGUUUGGGCAUCCAGUUGGCAGUCAACUAUUUCUUGGAUCGAGGCCACACGCAAGUCACGGUCUUCGUCCCAUCGUGGAGGAAGGAACAGCCGAGGCCUGACGUCCCAAUCACUGAUCAGCAAAUCUUGCUGGAACUGGAGAGCAAGAAGAACCUGGUGUUCACCCCGUCCAGACACGUCGCCGGCAAGCGCGUGGUCUGCAACGACGACUUCUAUAUCGUCCAGCUGGCGUAUGACUGGGACGGCGUCGUCGUGUCCAACGACAUGUACCGCGACCUCCAGCGGGAGAAGCCAGAGUGGAAGCGUUUCAUCGAUGAGCGUCUGCUGAUGUACUCCUUCGUAAACGACAAGUUCAUGCCUCCCGACGAUCCUCUGGGUCGCCACGGACCAACACUCGUGAACUUCCUUCGGAGGUUUCCAAAGUCUCAUAAGAAGCAGUCGUGCCCUUAUGGAAAGAAAUGUACCUUCGGGAUCAAGUGUAAAUACUCCCAUCCCGAGAGAGGCAAACAGUCCAACCGCCUGCUGGCUGACACGCUCCGGGAAAACGCCAAGCUCUCCUCCAUGUCGGAGAGCGCUCUGGUGCCGGGACAGAGUCUGUCCUUGGUGGAGGAGAUGGCCAGGAAACUCACCCUGGCACCUGAGCCGUCAAAGAAGGACCAUAAGAGCGAGAAGUCCAAACACUCCUCGAGCAAGAAGGGGUCGUCCAGAAAAGAGAAAUCGCCUCCUGAGCGUGCACCGCCGCAGCACAGCAGGUCGCAGGAGCGUCUGGACUCCGGGUUGGGUUCCAUAGAUGGGCCGUCCGUUGAGGCCCCUCGUGGUCACUUUGAGCCUCCGUUUGGGGGGACGUCCGCCUGUCCAGUGGCCUUGCAGCAACAGCAUUACCAGAUGAGAAACGGGCCGUGCAACUGCUGCUCGCCUCUCAGGUCCUCCCCCGCCUACCCGCACCAUCACAGCACCGGCUCCGAUGCGGUCCCGCAUUACCCGCCGUACGACGCCUAUCGAGUCAGCAUGCCUCCCUUUAGCCAGCCUGCCAGCUUCCAACACAGCCGCCACCAUCACCACCACCAGCCCGUCUUCUUGUCAGAGCCUUACGGCGUCCGUCCAGUCCUGCCAUGUGAACCCCCUCCCUGGGACCCCCCGCUGGCAACCCAACCCAGUCGCAACACAGACCAGCGAACAGUUAUCAGAACCAAUCUCUUGGCCAUAUUCAGCGCUCACCUGGUGGACGCCGCCAUGGACCGGUUUCCUCAGGUCAACGACCCACAGAAGCUGGCGGCCGAGAUCGUCAACCUGCAGAACCAGAACCGUUCCAGAUGAGAAGAGAGGCUUCUGGGUCGGUCUCUGGAGGCCAUGCUUCACACAAGUUGAUGUGUUUGUGUAUUGUGGUAUCCACCCGUUACUCGACUAUAUGCUUUGGAACAUCGCGCUUCCUCAGCAAACCUGAUAGAAGGUUGUAUGCAGCUGAUGCAAUGUGGGACUCGGACCCACGCAGGGAUUCAGUGCACCUUAGUUAGGUGUGUUAGAUAGUGAGGUGUACAGUGAAGUCCUCACUGUAUGGGCUUCUUCUUGUUUUCUUCCUCUUUCUCCUGACAACAACAGACGUGAGUCAAAGGAAUCUGUGCAAUAAUGGAAUCAUUCUUACCUCCUUAAUAGAGUCAAACAUGGAAUUUCACACCGUUGUUUGAGGUGUUUCGUACUGUAACGCUCCACGAUGUGACUCCUGUUCUCCACCUCAAUGCUGUAUGACCCUUUUCAGAUUGUAAUGUUUAUGAGGCUUUUGUUCUUUUUUUGUUUACCGUUUUUCUUGGUUUUCUGUUUGGACCUGUUUCUGUGGUUGUUAUUACGAAGACAGGUGAGUGGUUUGAUCAAUAGUUCGAGGUCUGGUCUCAGGUGCCUGGAGCCUCAAGUGGCAUGUUGAGAGUUUAGUCAUGGCAACAUUUUUUUAUUAGGACAAACUAAACUGGAUGGUGGAUAUAAGAAGGAGGCAGUGCAGAGAAGGUCCAGUUCUCAUGGUUGCCAUUCAGUAUCGGCUAUUUCAGGGCAGCAUCACUGUGGCUUAGUGAUGUUUUCAGAGCUCAAGUUACCAGGCACAGUGAUGUGGGUCUUACUGUUGAGACUCACAUGUCUUUGUACCAAGGGACCAUUCCUCAUCAAGAUGAAUCUUUAGAUGAAGAGUGUUAGUUACUAUGUAAUGAUCGGAUCACUUUUCAGCCCCCAAUUCAGGCGUGUCACCGCAGUGGCUGAGGUUUGAGUCCCAGACGGGGAUUUCAGUCUUAGUAGUUAUUGGCGGAGGUUUGCACUCUCUCAUUCAUUUUUCUGGUUCUGAAUUUUCCUGUAUCGUAUGAAUGUCAAUAACGUUUGUUUGAAUUUUAAGGAAACACAAGUGGAACGUUUCCCUGGUUGAAGAUGUGUGUGUACCUGUGUUCUGGUGUAACCAAAGGUCACCUGACCAGAUAUGAAAAAUAAAAGACUCAAUUUCAUUUUAACAAACAUGUGAAGUUUAUCAUGUCAAUUUCAAAUCUGUAUAAAAGCUGAACUUCAUGAAAACGGUGGAGAAGUUUCAGAAUUGAUGACGCAACUGCUGGUCUGAACAAAUCACGAGGAGAAGCUUG
This is a messenger RNA of Synchiropus splendidus (mandarinfish), 3425 nucleotides long. It is a transcript of the gene zc3h12ab, whose product is annotated as zinc finger CCCH-type containing 12Ab. Gene Ontology annotation, cellular component: nucleus; cytoplasmic ribonucleoprotein granule. NCBI's taxonomy places the organism in Eukaryota, Metazoa, Chordata, Actinopteri, Syngnathiformes, Callionymidae. Gene Ontology annotation, biological process: nuclear-transcribed mRNA catabolic process, RNase MRP-dependent; 3'-UTR-mediated mRNA destabilization. Gene Ontology annotation, molecular function: mRNA binding; RNA endonuclease activity. The transcript is spliced from 7 exons. The coding region runs from base 403 to 2130 and encodes 575 amino acids. The record is from RefSeq and is a predicted model, not a curated record.